AUGAAUGAUAAGAAAAGACUUUCUAGUGGGUUAACCGUCACUUCUAAAGUCUUUGUCAUGUCAAGACAUGGUGGGGCUACUAAGAUUGUUAGAGAACAUUAUUUAAGAGAUGAUAUUGUUUGUUAUUCCAAAGCAUGUAAUAAAUGUUCUCUGCUUAUUAAAUCAAAUCCUCAAGGUGAAAUGCCAAAUAUUGCAUUAUCCGAUGUUCCUAAUAAAAUUGAAGGUUCCAGACAUUAUAUAGUGUUGGAUACUAACAUUGUUCUUCAAGCUAUGGAUUUAUUGGAGAAUCCAGCAGUAUUUUAUGAUGUCAUUAUACCUCAAACUGUAUUAGAAGAAGUUAGAAAUAAAUCUUUUCCUAUUUAUCAAAGAUUAAGAACAGUAGUCAAAGCUGAUGAUAAAAGGUUUAUCAUCUUCCAUAAUGAAUUCCAUCAAGAUACUUAUACUGUAAGAAGUCGAGGAGAAUCAAUAAAUGAUAAAAAUGAUCGUUCUAUUAGAAAAGUUGCCAGUUGGUAUCAUUCCCAUUUAAAUGAUAAUAAUUCAUCAUCUCCUAUUAAAAUUGUUUUUGUAUGUAAUGAUAAAGAUAAUAGACAAAAAGCUUUGAAAGAAGGAAUUUAUGCCAAAUCAUUAAGUGAAUAUAUUGAAAUGUUACCUAAUGCUGAUUAUCUUAGAGAAUUAAUACCUAGUGAUAAUAAAUCUUUCACUAUAGCUGAUGAAAUGUCAUAUCAAGAAUAUUAUCCCGAAUCUAGAAUCUUGGGUGGUAUUAAAAAUCAAACAUUGUUUAAAGGAAUUUUGAAUAUUUCAAGAUAUAACUUCUUACAAGGUACAGUUCAAGUACCAAAUUUCAAAAAACCGUUAUUGAUUGUAGGAACUAAGAAUUUGAAUAGAGCUUUCAAUAGUGAUUUGGUAGUAGUGGAAUUAUUACCCAAAGAUAAGUGGAGAACUCCUUCGCUGGUAAUUGUUGAAGAGAAUACGGUAGAUAAUGAUAAUUUUGAAGAUGAUGAAGAAAAUGAAUUUGGUAAUACUAACAGUAUCAUACCCGAUAAAGAACGAUUGUUAUUGGCCCAAGAAGCUUCUAAAGCAAUUAAUUUAGCUUCUUCCGAUAAAAUCAAAGAAGAAGAAAAGUUACAACCAACAGCCAAAGUUGUUGGGAUUGUUAGAAGAUCUUGGAGAUAUUAUGUUGGUCAAAUCAUACCUAGUUCUGUAUCUUCCGACGAUGGUGGCAAUGCAUCGAAAUAUUGUCUUGUUAUGUUAAUGGAUAGUGUCUUACCUAAAAUCAGAAUCUUGACCAGAAAGGGUAAAGAGUUAUUAGGUAAAAGAAUAGUUGUUUCAGUUGAUUCUUGGGACAGUAAAUCCAAAUAUCCUCAAGGUCAUUUUGUUCGUACUUUAGGUGAUAUUGAAAGUGCAGAAGCAGAAACUGAAGCUUUAUUAUUAGAACAUGAUGUUGAAUAUAGACCUUUUGCUACUAAUGUUUUGAAAUGUUUACCUGCCGAAGGUGAUGACUGGAAAGUUCCUGAAAAUUUGGAUAAUGGUGACCCAUUGUUAGCUAAAAGAGUGGAUUUAAGAGAUAAGUUAGUUUGUUCUAUUGAUCCUCCUAAUUGUGUUGAUAUCGAUGAUGCCUUACAUGCCAAAAAAUUACCCAAUGGAAAUUAUGAAGUUGGGGUUCAUAUUGCUGAUGUCACUCAUUUCGUUAAACCUAAUACUGCAUUGGAUACUGAAGGGGCUUCAAGAGGUACUUCAGUCUAUCUUGUUGAUAAAAGAAUUGAUAUGUUACCUAUGUUAUUAGGUACCAAUCUUUGUUCCUUAAGACCAUAUGUUGAUAGAUUUGCUUUUUCUGUUAUUUGGGAAUUAGAUGAACAUGCCAAUAUUGUUAAUGUUAAUUAUAUGAAAUCCAUUAUAAAGUCAAGAGAAGCUUUCAGUUAUGAGAGAGCUCAAAAAAGAAUUGACGAUUCAACUCAACAAGAUGAAUUAACCAAAUCUAUCAGAAUUUUACUCAAAUUAUCAAAGAAAUUGAAACAACAAAGAUUGGAUAAUGGUGCUCUUAAUUUAGCAUCACCAGAAGUUAAAGUUCAUAUGGAUAGUGAAACUUCUGAUCCAGGUGAAGUUGAAAUCAAAGAAUUAUUAGAAACCAAUUCUUUGGUUGAAGAAUUCAUGUUGUUAGCUAAUAUUUCUGUAGCCAAAAAGAUUUAUGAUGCUUAUCCACAAACUGCUAUGUUAAGAAGACAUGCAGCUCCACCUUCUGUUAACUUUGAAAAUUUAAAUGAAAUGUUAAAAGUUAGAAAGAACGGUAUGCAUAUUUCUUUAGAAAAUUCCAAAGCAUUGGCUGAUUCUUUAGAUAAUUGUGUUGAUGAAAAAGAUCCUUAUUUCAAUACUUUAGUAAGAAUUAUGUCCACAAGAUGUAUGAUGGCAGCAGAAUACUUCCCAGCAGGAUCUUUUGGAUACCCUGACUUCAAACAUUAUGGGUUAGCUGUUGAAAUUUAUACUCAUUUCACAUCACCUAUUAGAAGAUAUUGUGAUGUUGUUGCUCAUAGACAAUUAGCUGGAGCCAUUGGAUAUGAAGAUUUAACUUUAAGUCAUAGAGAUAAGAAUAAGAUGGAAUUGAUAGUGAAAAAUAUCAAUAAACGUCAUAGAAAUGCUCAAUUUGCCGGUAGAUCAAGUAUUGAAUAUUAUGUUGGUCAAGUUAUGAAACAAAACGAAAGUGUUCAAGAAGGUUAUAUUAUCAAAUGUUUUAGUAAUGGGAUUGUAGUAUUAGUACCAAAGUUCGGUAUUGAAGGGUUAAUAAAAUUAGAAGAUUUAGGUGAUUCAAAUACUUCAUUGUUCGAUGAAGAAAAAUUCGAAUUGUCAUUUACAGAUUUCCAAAAUCAAAAGAGGAAAGUUGGUGUGUUCGAUAAAGUUACUGUUGAUAUCAAAUCUAUCAAAGAUGAAAUCACUGGUAAAAGAAAAGUUCACAUGUUAUUAAAAUAG
Molecule: messenger RNA, 2961 nt
Organism: Yamadazyma jaroonii
Lineage: Eukaryota; Fungi; Ascomycota; Pichiomycetes; Serinales; Debaryomycetaceae
Source: the annotation of a GenBank genome assembly